This is a messenger RNA of Episyrphus balteatus (marmalade hoverfly), 1220 nucleotides long. RefSeq lists its product as uncharacterized. The coding region runs from base 663 to 1220 and encodes 185 amino acids. The record is from RefSeq and is a predicted model, not a curated record. Lineage: Eukaryota; Metazoa; Arthropoda; Insecta; Diptera; Syrphidae. The transcript is spliced from 2 exons.
UCCACAAAAAGAGCUACAAUAUUUUUAACGCAAUCAAUUUUCAUCAAAAUUUUCAAUGUCUUUUUUUUGCGUUGAAAUACGCUUACUAUGGUUUUACAUCAACAUUUUCUGGCUAUAACUACAGAAAAAGAAUUUUCAAAGAUAUGUAUAUUAUAACACAAUAAUGGACAGGGUAUCUAUGGUGUAUGCGUAAUAUUUGUACUUACUUUGUACAGGCAUUCAAAAGUACUUCUUCGAACAACUAUUUCGAUUACUUAACGCAAAAACAUGAAUCUAAUCUAUAGGUAUACGUGAUGUCAGUCAUUUCAUGUUUUUUGGCCAGUUGUUUUCUAAAUUAUACAAUCUUUUUUAAAUAUUGUUCAUCCAAACAGGGAUGCUAAAGUUUGUUCUUUUUAAAUUGAUUACAAAAAAAAAUUAUUUAGUCUUUCACUAAUUACCACUAGAUUGAGUAAGCCCUGAAGUAUGAUAAGAUCUACAAUUCAAUUCAUGAUUGAAUCUCCAAAUCAUAAGCUCAUUAUGAAACCAUCAAAAGCUACUAAAAAAGAUCAUUCUUAUAAUGAGCUUCUUACAUUCAGUUUGGUUGUGAAAAUGUUAACAAGAACUCAUUUUUAUUCGCUUUUAGUUUUAGUAUUUUUAUUCAGUCCUUUUGAAGCAGUAAGUUUAUGAUUCAGAACAAGGAUUUCAAUUAUUCAUUGCAUUUCAUUACAUUUCAGAGUAAUUUCAUCAUAGUUUUUGAUGAAAUAAAAUGCAGUAUCGACAAUAUUGACUACAUUGAAAAAUCAUAUUGUUAUAUUGACAAAACUGGAGAAUUCAUGAAUGCUGACAUUCAAAUGAAAAAAGAAGUUCAAGAAAUGCGUUUUGAUUUUGCUAUUUAUGUUAUAAAAGCUGAUAAAAGUGUAUUAACAGCAUUCAAAGCUGAUGGAGUUAAUUAUUGUACAUUAAAACAAGAUUCAAUUAUUGUUGCACCUCUUUUUAAAGUACUAUUUGAUUCGCUUGAAAAAUCUGGAAAACUUCCAAAAGGUUGUCCGAUUCCAGCAGACUAUCAUUACAGAUACUAUAAUAUGUCUGUUAAUACUGAUUUGUUACCAGCUAAUAUACGGAAAUUGGGUUUUAAAACUUCUCUUGUUUAUUAUAAUAGAAAAACACGAUUCUUAAGCAUAUCGACUAUGGGAAAAGUAAAUCCUACCAAAAUAAAGAAUAAAGGCCGCAAAAGCUCUUAA